Molecule: messenger RNA, 3721 nt
Organism: Alligator sinensis (Chinese alligator)
Lineage: Eukaryota; Metazoa; Chordata; Crocodylia; Alligatoridae
Gene: B3GNT4
Product: UDP-GlcNAc:betaGal beta-1,3-N-acetylglucosaminyltransferase 4
Exons: 3
Coding region: 1998-3101 (367 amino acids)
Cellular component (GO): membrane
Molecular function (GO): hexosyltransferase activity
Source: RefSeq, a predicted model, not a curated record
GGAGUCCUGAUCCCCGAGAGAAUUACUCGACCACCCUCUCCAAAGGAGAAGGAGGGGAAGAAGGGCAAAGACAGGAGCAAAAAGCCGAAACCAGAGGGAGAAAGCACAGCAAGCCAGAAACCCACGGCACCUGCCAAAGGUAAUGGGGGGUGGGCCUGUGUAAGCUGUCACCGUUUUUACUGCGUGUAUGGCAUGUUGCAUCCACGAGAAACCCAACUUGGCCUGAGGGAGCAUUAGCUUCCUCCCCCUUCCCGCUGUGCAGCAAGGUCCUCACCUGGAGUACGCGGGAUCUUGCACUGAGCUAGUGGGAACUGUUCUCACGCUUACAAUUAAACUUUGCUGAACCGGGAUCUGCACGCACACUGUACGUCUGGGGCACGAACAUACGCUGUACGUCUGUCUAGUCCAGGAUGUGAACUAGCUGACCUAGUUGAGGGUGUUAUGUAGCAGUCGCACACGGCCAGGACUGACACCUAGCAGUCUCACAGUGUUUUUCGUCUGCAGAUCAAGAUGCCUAAGUAUUACUCUUUCCAUUGCACAGCCGUGGUCCCUGGGACUUAUGAAGGGGAAGUGACUUGUCCGAGAUCGCACAGCGAGUCUGUGGCAGGGCUGGGAGUAGAUCCCCAGGGUCCUGCUUGGCAGACUGCUUCACUGGGGGGACAGGCUCUCUGGUCCUUCAAGUAGGGGUUGGCAGUCUUUGCUUCUGGUCCCAGCUCUGCCACUGGCUUACCAUCUCACCUGGGCAAGGCACUUAACCCCUUCACAACCCAGUCCUUCCUCUGCGACUCUGAUCUCCCACCUCUGAGUGGUGAGAGCAAUGGGGGACACCCGCGGCAUCUGAGGAAAGAGCUUUUUGUACCCCUGAGUAGCUCUCCAAUUCCCCCGGCUGGUGCGUGCUCCGGAAGGCAGUGUGCCAGCCUCUUUCCAGCCAGUGGCUUGUCCAGCCCGAGCAGGAGUUGCAGGUAAGGAUAGCUUUUGAACAGAGCGCACAUUUGAAAUGAACGCUACGCAUCCGCGGAAGCUGCAAGCUCCAGGAAGCCGUGCCCAAGUUGGGUCACUGCCCAGGCACCACCCAGAGAAGGAUGCCACAAACACGGUGCCAGCCCAUCCCACGAUACCUGUGUGCAGCAAACCACACCGGAGCCAGGCGCCUGUGGUUUCCUUCUCAUUUCUGUUACUUGCACGCAUACAGAUGUAAGCUCCUCUGUGCCAACAGCUGCAAACCCUUGGUGGGGGCUGGUGCACAAUAAAUAGCUCAGUGCCGUGCCAGUGAUUUGGCAAAGCCAUACAGAUAAAGCAGAUUUUAGCUUGGUGUUUCCUGCAGUUUUAACGGAUUAGGGCCUGCCAGCCAUUUCCUUGAGUGCCAGCAUGGGGAGGCAGUGUAACAGGCCAGUAAUACCUCUGGCUCAGCCAGCUUUGUGCACCAGCUUCUGGAAGGAUUUGAUUCCCUUUGGUUGCAGGUCCACAGGCAAAGAGGUGGCUGUAGCUCCACAGCUCAGGUGCGAACCAUAGAUCCCACACGGGCUGGCGAGAAGCACCUAAAAGGCGAUUUUACCCCUAAACAGAUUAUCUGUGUUUCUCGCAACUGUUAAUUUGUGCAGCUAGGGAAGUAGGGCUGUUGAGCGACUCUAAAAUAGGAACCCAAAACCGUGCCGCGUCUUUCGCGUCGUCGCGUCAUCCGGGUUGCGAUUGCGGUCCACGAGACCCGUGUGCAGGCCCCGGACCGGCAGCAGCAGCUCGUGGGGCGCGGAGGGAUUCCCUAGGGACCGCGCGACUGAUGAACUCUCUCUCCAGGAAAAGGGAAACGCAAGGAAUCUCCUGAAAUGAAAGAGGACGAAGAAACCCAGCCCGUGCCUCUCACCGUGGAGUUGCACGUCCAGCUGCUUCGCUGGACGGCGGCGUCGGACGCCGGGAGAUGACAGCAAGGAGUCGGGACCCGCGCCCACACGCAGCCACGCGCGGGGUGUCAGGGACUGGAUCCUGUCCCAGUGCUUAAGAUGCCUCCCAGGAUCUGGAGGCUUGCACUGUAUGCUUUCUCAAUCACCGUGCUUGCAUGCCUUGUGUACCUAAAGAAGGAGACCAAGACCCUGGUGUCUCCGGCCGGCCGAAUGCCAGACGCCCCAAACUCCAGGCGCAUGUUUUGGGCCCCUGGGCAGACUGGACCCAGCCAGUGCUUGCCAAACCUGACCAUUGCCAACUCCUCUCUGGCUCUCCCAGAGCUUCACCGCCUCUUCUUAAUGUACAGGCACUGCAGGAACUUCGCAACGCUGCUGAGGCCCACGAGGUGCAGCCAAGAGACCUUCUUGUUGCUGGCAAUCAAAUCUCCCCCCAUCAACGUGGACCGCCGGAUCGCCAUCCGGAACACAUGGGGGAAAGAAGUGACCAUUGGCGGCAAGCUGGUCAGCCUGGUGUUCCUGCUCGGGCGGGCCGAGGCCAAAGCCCGGGGUCACUCCCUCCGCCAGCUGCUGGCUUACGAGAGCCAAGAGUUUGACGACAUGGUCCAGUGGGAUUUCACUGACAACUUCUUCAACCUGACGCUGAAGGAGCUGCACUUCCUCCGCUGGUUCGUGACGGACUGCCCACACGCCAGGUUCGUGCUGAAGGGCGACGACGACGUCUUUGUCAACACUUACAACAUCGUUGAGUUUCUUGCAGAGCUAGACUUCAAGCAGGACCUCUUUGUUGGAGACGUGAUCCACUACGCCCGUCCCAUCAGAAACACCAAAGUCAAGUAUUUUAUCCCGGAGUCGAUGUACAAAAAGCCCCACUAUCCUCUCUAUGCUGGCGGGGGCGGGUUCGUCAUGUCCAGGAGGACGGUGCAGCGACUGCAGCGCGCUGCCGAGGACACAGAGCUCUUUCCAAUAGAUGACGUCUUUGUGGGAAUGUGUCUGGCAAAGAUGGCUGUGACCCCGGUGAAGCACCCGGGCUUUAAGACCUUUGGCAUCCAGAGACCUUUUAAUCCGUUUGAUCCCUGUUUGUUCAAAGAGCUGAUGAUCGUGCACAAACUCACCCCAACCGAGAUGUGGCUCAUGUGGGUGCUGGUAAAGGACGACAGUAUUAGGUGUGCUCUGUCGGUGCCGCACAGUUACAGGACCGGUUGAAAACGAGACUGCUGACGCUGAGCGGGAGUAAAAUGUUGACUCUGGUGGUAACGACGGGGUGCUUAAACUGAUUAAAAACAAAGCUGUAGUGGAGGGUGCUCUUUUGUUUAACAGACGGUAGUUGGACGGUAGGAUAGCAUUGUGCAACGCGCCUCUUGCAGAGUCAUGUCUAGCUGGGGCACGAGGCACAGCACAGCUGAAUGCAGCACGGGGAAGGGAGGGGUUAGCUCAGGGACUCUCAUCGCCUGCUGCCACCCAAGCGGGCAGCAGCAAGUGAAAAGUCCUGGUUGCCCAGGGGCUGGUAGCGUGUGCGCAGGGUGGUGGUCUGGGCCAGGAAGUGGGGACUGAGGUUACAAUACAGCAGGGUGGAGACGCUCCUGUUGCUGGGCCCAUGAAGGGAUGCACUGUCUGGGGCUGCCAGUCUAGCAGACCUCACUAGCACUAUGUUCACACUGGGGGUGGGAGGCACCACCAGCCACCCAGAUAUCCUAUAACCCUAUCUUUGACUUAUUUGCACUGGAGUUUCUGCACAAGAACAGCUGACACUGGGGCUGGGAGGAGAAACCAAUCUUUGGGAAUCACUGUAAACCUUCUGGCUUUUUUUUUUUUUUUUUUUAUGG